Candidozyma duobushaemuli is the source of this 771-nucleotide messenger RNA. RefSeq lists its product as uncharacterized. Gene Ontology annotation, cellular component: cytoplasm. The transcript has a single exon. The record is from RefSeq and is a predicted model, not a curated record. Lineage: Eukaryota; Fungi; Ascomycota; Pichiomycetes; Serinales; Metschnikowiaceae. The coding region runs from base 1 to 771 and encodes 256 amino acids. Gene Ontology annotation, biological process: protein folding.
AUGAGUUUAAACGACAUUCAAGUACCCGUGGAGGUCGAUCCCAAUGAGGAUACAGAAUGGAACGACAUUCUCCGUGCCAAGGGUAUUAUUCCAGAGCGCCCCAAGUCUCCAACCGAGGAACUAGAAGAAGCUUUGGAACAAGCCGUCAAGGCUCAACACGAAAACCGUCUUGAAACCAAGAAUUUGGGUGAACUUGAAGAGCUUGAAGAUGAAGAAGAUGAGGAGUUUUUGGAAGUUUAUAAGCACAAGCGUUUCCAGGAACUUCAGGAGCUCCAGAAGAAACUGAAGUUUGGAUCUGUUCAGCAUGUUACCAAGCCUGAAUAUGCAGACGAAGUUACCAAAGCUUCUGACGACUGUUUUGUGAUUCUUCACAUGCUGGCGCAGCUGGCGGUCCAGUCUCGUCUUCUUGGGCUGCUUACGGUCGAGUUAGCCAGAAAGUUCCCGGAGAUCAAGUUUUGUGAAAUUCCCGCUAACAGAUGUGUUGAAAACUACCCCGAGGCAAACUGCCCCACGUUAAUCAUAUACCACAAGCAGCAGAUUGCCAAGCAGUACGUCACGUUGACGCAGUUGGGUGGCAGCGACUGCAAAUUGAAGGAUUUGGAGAAGGUGCUUGUCGAGAUUGGUGCAGUGAAGGAUGCCGACGAGCGGUUGGAGAUUAAUCAGAAUGACGAGGACUUGGAGGAGAGUAGGAGAACGCGGUUCGUGCAGAAGGGCAUCAGGGGUCCUGCUCUCCAUGCCGAUGCUGAAGAUGACGAUGACUUUUACGACUAA